AUGGACUCUGUUUUGGAUCCGUUUUCUGGGCUGGACUCCUUUUCCUCCCCUUAUUUUGACGACGAUGACUUUUUCACAGACCAUUCCUCAAGAGAUCAUCUGGACACAGACGAGUUUCUCGAUGAGGAUGUUGAGUUUUUGACCAGCCAAAUCCAAGAGUACUACAAAGACAGCAGGAUUACGCACAAUGGGGAAUACUGCGACCCUGGCAACUUCUCCUUCUCGUCUUCCUCGUCAACAUUCUCUUACGGCUGCGCGGACAGCAACUCAGAACUGUCCCCUCACAGAGAUGACGGGCUAUUAAUUAAGAGGCGGAGGCGCAUGAGAUCCGAUCAAGAGAUGCAACAGUUGCGCCAAGCUGCCAAUGUUCGAGAGCGCAGGAGAAUGCAGUCCAUAAACGAUGCGUUCGAAGGACUUAGAACUCACAUCCCAACUUUACCGUACGAGAAGAGGCUCUCCAAAGUUGAUACUUUACGCCUGGCCAUAGGCUACAUAAACUUCCUUGCGGAGCUUGUGCAGUCAGACAUGCCAAUACGGAACCCACACAGUGAUGCUUUAAACCAACCCAAAAAGGUCAUAAUUUGCCACAGAGGAACAAGAUCGCCGUCUCCAAGUGACCCGGACUAUGGUCUUCCACCUCUCGCUGGCCACUCACUCUCCUGGACAGAUGAAAAGCAGCUGAAGGACCAGAACACCAUCAGGACAGCAAAAGUCUGGACCCCGGAAGAUCCAAGAAAGUUGCACUUAAAAUCAUCUCUCAAUAAUAUUGAGAAUGAGCCUCCAUUUGACUUAAUAUCCUAAGCUGUGUCUUCAUGUUAUUGUAUACACAUAUGUGUAUUUAAACUGUAUGGAUGUAUCCAUUGUUCGACAUUUCGUUGUAUAAUAAGUAUGUAAAUAUUUAUAUAUUAGGAACCUCUUUUUCUUUGGUAUGAUCACUGGCAAUCAUGGUGUAGUACUGGUAUUUAAUUGUUUACAAUGAUUCAGUAAUAUAUUGUUAUUUGUUAAUUUAAAGUUAAUUUUAUGUACAAAUCAAAAAGAAA
Engraulis encrasicolus (European anchovy) is the source of this 1040-nucleotide messenger RNA. It is a transcript of the gene ptf1a, whose product is annotated as pancreas associated transcription factor 1a. The record is from RefSeq and is a predicted model, not a curated record. NCBI's taxonomy places the organism in Eukaryota, Metazoa, Chordata, Actinopteri, Clupeiformes, Engraulidae. The transcript is spliced from 2 exons. Gene Ontology annotation, biological process: developmental process; regulation of transcription by RNA polymerase II. Gene Ontology annotation, molecular function: protein dimerization activity; DNA-binding transcription factor activity, RNA polymerase II-specific; RNA polymerase II transcription regulatory region sequence-specific DNA binding. The coding region runs from base 1 to 801 and encodes 266 amino acids.